AUGGUGGGCCAGAACAGCGCCAUCGCUGUUUCCAUCGGGUACUGCAUUUACUUCGACCGCAAGAGACGGAGUGACCCCAAUUUCAAGAACAGAGUGCGAGAACGAGGAAAGAAACAGAAGCUUGCCAAGGAGAGAGCUGGACUUUCCAAAUUACCUGACCUUAAAGAUGCUGAAGGCAUUCAGAAAUUCUUCCUCGAAGAAAUACAGCUUGGUGAAGAGUUACUAGCUCAAGGUGAAUAUGAGAAGGGUGUGGACCAUCUGACAAAUGCAAUUGCUGUGUGUGGACAUCCACAGCAGUUACUGUAAGUAUUGCAGCAAACUCCUCCACCACCAGUGUUCCAGAUGCUUCUGACUAAGCUCCCAACAAUUAGUCAGAGAAAUGUAAGUGCUCAGAGCUUGGCUGAAGAUGAUGUGGAAUGAGAAACAAAUGUCAACAUAAUAAUCUCAAUUAAAAAAUAUUUUUAAAAUCUGAACUUGGAAGAUGAUCAGCUCUGGGGGAGUAAGGGCAAAUACGCUUGUUAUGGACUGUCCUGCACUGAAAUCUACCAAAGUUAAUUUUUACUUUGUGUAGAUCCAUUUGUCGUUUUAUUUAUUUUUCCCAGUGAAAAGUGUAU
Lagenorhynchus albirostris (white-beaked dolphin) is the source of this 614-nucleotide messenger RNA. Its product is annotated as mitochondrial import receptor subunit TOM20 homolog. Bases 1 to 306 code for a protein of 101 amino acids. NCBI's taxonomy places the organism in Eukaryota, Metazoa, Chordata, Mammalia, Artiodactyla, Delphinidae. The record is from RefSeq and is a predicted model, not a curated record. Gene Ontology annotation, molecular function: transmembrane protein transporter activity. Gene Ontology annotation, cellular component: mitochondrial outer membrane; mitochondrial outer membrane translocase complex. The transcript has a single exon. Gene Ontology annotation, biological process: tRNA import into mitochondrion; protein targeting; protein import into mitochondrial matrix.